Messenger RNA from Spodoptera exigua (beet armyworm), 1920 nucleotides. NCBI's taxonomy places the organism in Eukaryota, Metazoa, Arthropoda, Insecta, Lepidoptera, Noctuidae. The record is from the annotation of a GenBank genome assembly.
CGCGAGAGCGCGCCGCGAGUGUGUGUCUGCCUUAAAACAUAGUCGCCACCCGCGCCGGGCGCACGCUCGCCUUCCCAAAAUCGGACUCGAAUUUUUAAAUUCGGUUUUCUAAAUUUAAUCCGAGUCGGGUUUUUCGGAUUUCUAGUCGGUUCGUUGAUUUUUUGUGUUAUGCGUUGGAGGCUGUAAUUUUUUGACAAUGGAAGUAAGUGCGAUGCCUCCUAUGCCCCUGGACUUCUCAAUGGUGAGGAAUGGAAGUGGUUCUCCUAGUUCCAUGCGGGAGGGAUCGCCCAGACCUGUGACAAACAGCGCCUUCAGAGUAGUCACUCCAAAAGGUGUAACAGCUAGUGAAGCCCUACGAAAUGGUUUGUGCCAAUCUCUGUGGGGUGCUUCAGCCAGUCGAUCAGAACCCAGGAUCGCAUCACCACCACCACCAAGCCAUGAGACUCCGUACCCAGUCAGAGAGGAAAUCAAAUUCGGGAUCAACCGUUUAGUCAGUGAGAGCAUAGAAAGAACAGAGAGGACUGAAGACGAGGAAGAAGAACAUCAUAAUGAGACUCGACCUGAGGGCAUAUCGCCAGCGUCGCGCUGCGGUAGUCCCUGUUGGGCGCCAUCACCACAAUCCCCGAGAUCUGUUCGCUCCAGUUCCCUAGAACUCGAGGUGGACUCCCCUCCAUCUUCCCCAAGAAGACCACCAGAUACUUCCCCUCCUCCUAAAAGAUCAGAAGCUUUUUCUGUGAGUGCAUUGUUACGACCUGAUGCCCCAAGAGUGCAACCUCAAAGACCAUUUUUAUAUCCGCCGUUACCGUUUGCGGAGUUCCUAAGGGAUGCUGGAAGCCUCGGCUUACCUGGUUGGGGAGGUUAUAGUAACCUGUACCUUCAUGCUGUUCAAGCAGCUGGCCCAGAACUUUUGAGACUUCGCGCAGCUGUCCUUGGAGCUCCUGGUCCUUUAUCCAGGCCAUUGCCAUUGGGGGAUGUGUACUCCUGUGUCAAAUGUGAGAAGAUGUUCAGCACUCCUCAUGGUCUAGAAGUGCACGCCAGACGAUCACAUAACGGAAAGCGGCCGUUUGCUUGUGAACUCUGCAGCAAGACAUUCGGACACGAAAUCAGUUUGAGCCAACAUAGGGCUGUCCACAGCGUUGAGAAAGUCUUUGAAUGCAAGCAAUGCGGAAAGACCUUUAAACGGUCAAGCACACUAUCUACCCAUCUUCUCAUACACUCUGAUACUAGACCCUACCCAUGCCAGUACUGCGGAAAGCGUUUCCACCAAAAAUCGGACAUGAAGAAGCAUACCUACAUACAUACUGGUGAGAAACCCCACAAAUGCCAAGUUUGCGGCAAGGCCUUCAGUCAGAGUUCCAAUUUGAUCACCCAUUCUCGCAAACACACUGGUUUUAAACCAUUUGCUUGUGAGCUGUGUGGAAGGGCAUUCCAAAGAAAGGUGGAUUUGAGGAGACACAAGGAGACCCAGCACGCUGACUUGAGACCCCCCCAGCCGCCGCAUAUGCAGCCUCAUACUGACGUGCAUGGCAUGCAUCCUACAGACAUGCAUGCUGUGCCUGACCAUCGAAUAGAUCUCCGUCCGCCCCACCCAGACUUGCGCCAGCAUCCUGACUUCAGAGCACACAUGAGCACCGCAGUGCCCCCUUUGCAGCCAUUACCAUCCUGAACCUCGACCGCCUUCGCGCCAACUGGCUGGCGUUAAGGCUUGCAGAUGGAGUAGAAAAUGUUAGAGCGAUGUGGCAGUGAUAAUUUACAACAGUGACUAUUCAAAGAAUUUUUUAUAUAUCAGAUUUAAAUUCGCACACGAUGUCGUUGUCGUGUCGUAAGCAUAUCGUUACGUAACGACUAAAUAUCUCACGGAAUUGCUUCGUGUGAGAACUGGUAGGUUAUUUCUACAGGGCCGUACUCAGAUUAAUUUAA